Messenger RNA from Ictidomys tridecemlineatus (thirteen-lined ground squirrel), 951 nucleotides. It is a transcript of the gene Gstt4, whose product is annotated as glutathione S-transferase theta 4. Gene Ontology annotation, biological process: glutathione metabolic process. Lineage: Eukaryota; Metazoa; Chordata; Mammalia; Rodentia; Sciuridae. The record is from RefSeq and is a predicted model, not a curated record. Gene Ontology annotation, cellular component: cytoplasm. Gene Ontology annotation, molecular function: glutathione transferase activity.
CUGGGCUUAGGUCAGAGAGGGCACAGGGUCAGGGGCUCAGGCUGAACACAGACUCAGGACUGUGCUUGGUCUGCUGGGGCUUUGGGGCCCAGGAAGUGUCAGCAUGGUCCUGGAGCUCUACAUGGAUCUUCUGUCAGCAUCCUGCCGCGCUGUCUACAUCUUUGCCAAGAAGAAUGGCAUAGCCUUUGACUUCCAGUUUGUAGAUCUGCUGAAAGGUCAUCACCAUAGCAAGGAAUACAUUGAGAUCAACCCCCUGAGGAAGCUGCCCAGCCUCAAAGAUGGAAAAUUUAUCUUAUCUGAAAGUGUGGCCAUCCUUUUUUACCUGUGCCGAAGGUACAGCACACCCUCCCACUGGUACCCACCAGACCUGCACUCACGGGCCCGCGUGGAUGAGUUCAUGGCCUGGCAGCACACGGCCAUUCAGCUGCCCAUGAGCAAGAUACUCUGGAUCAAGUUGCUGAUCCCAAUGAUCACAGGUGAGGAAGUUUCAGCUGAUAAGACAGAACAGGUGCUGGAAGAGGUGAAGCAAAACAUGCAGUUCUUCGAGGAGAAGUUUCUACAGGACAAGCUGUUCAUCACUGGGGACCACAUCUCACUGGCUGACUUGGUAGCUCUAAUGGAGAUGAUGCAGCCCAUGGGGACCAAUUAUAACGUUUUCCUCAGCUCCAAGCUGGCUGAGUGGCGCAUGAGAGUAGAGCUGGCAAUUGGCUCUGGCCUCUUCUGGGAUGCCCAUGACCGGCUGUCGAAGUUGGCAGAAUGGGACUGUUCAACACUGGAUCCACUUGUCAAAGACAGAAUUUCUGACUUUGUGAAGAAGUCCAAGUGACCCCAGAGGCAGCUGAUCCAGCAGGACUUGACUGGCUCAGUCCUCUCAGCCUCCUUCCUUAAAGGAGAUACUAAAAAAACAACUGUGUUCUUUUGCCCAAUAAAGAAUUGGAACAUCCAUCAUGA